CCUCCCCUGUACAUCAUGGACAUUGGCCCACUGCGCUCAAUGCUCCGUCUCCCCGGGCCCCGUCCCCUCCGUCCCUCCUACGUCAUUGCCUCCCUUGAGGAUCGUAUUCUACCUCUGCUAUCAUCGGGAUUUGCUUACCCGCCUCCCCCGUUCCGCUUAGCUCGCGGCUAUAGCUCCCCUACUAUCCACCAGAACCAGAACAGUCCCCAUCCUGUAUCCGUACCAAAGUACGGAUACUCGUACUCCUCGUCUGCCCGGGUUUCUCAAUUCACCGUCUCUUUCGUUGCAGAAAAAAGAAAAGAAAAAGAAAGACACGACCGCAGCUCGCUAACCGUUGAACCAUGGCGUUCGAGAUGGCCAGUCACCCCGGAAGACCCUGUUGUCGAGCCGCUAAUCGACCGUCUUUUUUUUGCCCUGGGCGAAGGGCAGAACAGAGCGAGGUCGCUACUGUCUGUUGAACUUGGCCUAAGAAACGCCCAGCCGCCCUAUUCCGGUUGCCAAUGCUGCGUCCUGCGCCUUGCACCCAUUGACCUGUGCGGAAUAGUAGCCCCAUCGACUAGUGCCAGCACCACAACUCCACACACACAGAGAGAGAGAUACAGAGAGGAAGACAGAAAGACAAGACACAGACAUACCUAUUCGCACACCCAAACCCUGGCGCGUUCUUGGCAGCAUUUUGCGACUAUCGGUGGGAGAGAACUCGACAACGGAUAGUCGAAGACUGCUGCGCUGCUGCCCGCAUCUGAGCAGUGGGUCGUGUAUCGUUGAACUUUCAACUACACAUCUCCCUUUUACAACACGCCC
Molecule: messenger RNA, 804 nt
Organism: Sodiomyces alkalinus F11
Lineage: Eukaryota; Fungi; Ascomycota; Sordariomycetes; Glomerellales; Plectosphaerellaceae
Exons: 1
Coding region: 16-714 (232 amino acids)
Source: RefSeq, a predicted model, not a curated record